Molecule: messenger RNA, 1441 nt
Organism: Drosophila erecta
Lineage: Eukaryota; Metazoa; Arthropoda; Insecta; Diptera; Drosophilidae
Product: acidic mammalian chitinase
Exons: 5
Coding region: 30-1421 (463 amino acids)
Biological process (GO): chitin catabolic process; carbohydrate metabolic process
Cellular component (GO): extracellular region
Molecular function (GO): chitinase activity; chitin binding
Source: RefSeq, a predicted model, not a curated record
AUUGUUAUCAUUAACCUACGAAGUGCAGGAUGAAGUUAGUCUCGAUUUGGGCCUUGGUAGCUCUUUGCCUUUGCCUUGGACAAGUGGCCACCAGCGAAAAGCUGCUGAACUGCUACUGGGGCACCUGGGCCAACUACCGUCCCGGAGAUGGAAAGUUCACACCCUCUGAUAUUGACCCCUCCCUGUGCACCCACAUCAGCUACACCUUCUUCGGAAUCAGCGAUGCCGGCGAGUUCAAGUCCCUGGACACCUGGCUGGACAUGGACGAUGGACUUGGUUUUAUUAGUCAAACGAUUGCGCUGAAGCAGCGCAACCCAAACCUGAAGGUUUUGGCGGUGGUUGGUGGCUGGAAUGAAGGUUCCACCAAGUACUCGGCCAUGGCCGCCGAUCCUGCCAAGCGUGCCACCUUUGUCUCAACUUCCCUGACCUUCAUUCAGCAGCACGGCUUUGAUGGAUUGGAUUUGGAUUGGGAGUACCCUAGACAGCGAGGAGGCAGUGAAGCGGAUCGCGAGAACUUCGUUACUCUGCUGCGCGAGAUUAAGGAAACCUACGACCAGCAUGGAUUGGAACUGGGUAUUGCCGUCGGUGCCUCAGAGAAAUCGGCCAGCAUAUCAUACGACAUUCCGGCCAUUUCGCAGCACUUGACUUUCAUUAACGUUAUGACCUACGACUUCCACAUGGCUCUGGAUGGCUAUCUGGGUCUGAACGCUCCUCUGCCCGAGGUCACCGAAUCUAUUGACUACUGGCUUUCCCAUGGUGCACCCGCGGAGAAACUUAUCUUGGGCAUUGGCUUCUAUGGCCACAGCUACCAGAUGUCCGAUAGCUCACAGAACUGGCCCGGAGCUGCGUCCAUUGGUCCCGGGUCUGCUGGCAUCUACACCCGGGAAAAUGGGUUCCUGGGCUACCACGAGAUCUGCCUGAACAACUGGCACACCGUUUUCGAUCAGGAGAACGGUGCUCCAUAUGCUUUCCAGGGAGAUCAGUGGAUCGGCUAUGACAAUCCCGAAAGCAUCCAGAUAAAGAUGCAGCUGGUCGAGUCCCGCAAUCUGGGUGGUGCCAUGAUGUGGUCCAUCGAGACGGAUGAUUUCCGCGGCCUGUGUGGAGAGUCCUACCCCCUGCUGAAGACCAUGAACCGAGCUCUGGGCAAGGAAGUGAGUGGUGGAGGAGGAGGAAGUGUUACUCCCGCUCCAACUGCCGCUCCCACUCCGGCACCCACUCCCGGUGGUGGAAGUGGUGGCAGCGGAGGCGGCUCCAGUGGAGACUGCUCCGCAGAUGGUCACUUUCACUCGGUUGGCGACUGCAAUAAGUACUACCAGUGCAUCGGAGGCAUUCGCUACGACUUUCAAUGCGGGGAAGGACUGUACUUCAGUACCUCAACCUACACAUGUGACUGGCCGCAAAAUGUCGACUGUCCCUAUUAAAUGAAUACAUAAUGAAAAUA